AUGGACGUUUGGAACGCACGGGACAACAAGCAGCAUGGCAGCCAGAACUUCUGCGUAGUCUGGCGCCGCACAGACAACCAAGGCAGCGUUGCGCCUGAUGGCAUGACACAAUUCUGGGCCAUGCAAAGUCGGAAGGUGGGCACAGCCAUGCCUGCAGACGCAGUGAUCGCAGGCGAGUUCGCAAACAACCUCUGCGGUUUGAUCGUGUCUGAGGUGAAUCGGAAGGACUUAAGCAAAACCUUGCAAAAGAGCGGGGCGAUGCAGGACUGCGAGGGGCAGCGAAACCUCCAGAUAGAUGUCUUGGACAGAUACUUUCUGGAUCACGCAGUGGUCAUGCGGGGACUCUUGCCCAUUUCAGCCUGGCCCCGCAAUCGGCGGAAGUUGGCCUUGCCCUUUGGCACCAUGCUUUGCACCUGUGUCGAAUUCUUGUUGCAUGCCGACUGCGAGCACAAUUUCUGUGCAAAAGCCUUGAACAAGAUCCGAGUGGAUCUGCAUUCGCUGCCAGUGAAGAGGCCCCAAGGCCGAAAGCGCAAGCACGGGGAGGCUUAG
Molecule: messenger RNA, 549 nt
Organism: Effrenium voratum
Lineage: Eukaryota; Dinophyceae; Suessiales; Symbiodiniaceae
Source: the annotation of a GenBank genome assembly